AUGGACCAAGAACUCGAACCAUCCUACCAUUACUUCUUCUGGGCAGCGAUCCUGCUGCUGCCGCUCCUCGCCGUCAAGCUCCGGCGGCGCAAACACGGCUAUAAACCACCUCCCGGCCCAUGGCAGCUCCCGGUCAUCGGCAGCCUUCACCACCUCGUGGGCGCGCUCCCGCACCGCGCCAUGCGUGACCUGGCGAGGCGGCACGGCCCGCUCAUGCUGCUCCGCCUGGGCGAGCUCCCCGUCGUCGUGGCGUCGUCGCCCGACGCGGCCCGGGAGGUCAUGAGGACACACGACGCCGCGUUCGCGACGCGGCCCCGGACCGCCACCCUCAGGGAGCUCACCCGGGACGGCCUCGGCGUCGCGUUCGCGCCGCACGGCGAGCACUGGCGCCAGCUCUGCAAGCUCUGCGUCACCGAGCUGCUCAGCGCGCGGCACGUGCGGUCCCUCCGCGGUGGGCGCGAGGCCGAGGCCGCCAGCCUCGUCGCGUCCGUCGCAUCGUCGUCGUCGUCGUCCAAGCCCGUGAACGUCAGCGCCCUCCUCGCCUCGUACGUCACCGACGCGGUCGUGCGCGCCGUGGUGGGCGGCCAGAUCAGGGACCGCGACGCGUUCCUGGAGAAGCUGGACGAGGGCGUCAGGGUGGCCGCGGGGUUCAGCCUCGCCGACGUGUUCCCAUCGUCCAGGCUCGCGCGAGCGUUCAGCGGGGCGCGCGCCGCAGAAGCGCACCACCGCGAGAUGACACGGCUCAUGGACGGCGUCAUCGCGGAGCACCAGGAGAGGCGGGCGGCCGGUGCUGGAAACGACGAGGACGACCUCCUAGACGUGCUGCUGAGGAUCCAGAAGGACGGCGGCCUGCAGGUCUCCCUCGACAUGGGCAUCAUCCGCGCCGUGAUCAUCCUGGUCAUUAAGGAGACUCUGCGUCUGCACGCUGCAGUGCCGCUGCUUCUCCCGCGUGAGUGCCAGGAGGAGACGCGCGGCGUCCUCGGGUACGACGUGCCCAGGGGUCAAGCUUGGGCGAUCGGCCGGGACGCCGCGAGCUGGGGCCCCGACGAGUUCAGGCCGGAGAGGUUCGAGGACGGCGGCUCCAGGGCGGAGGUGGACUUCAGGGGCACGGACUUCGAGUUCGUGCCGUUCGGCGCCGGACGCAGGAUCUGCCCCGGCAUAGCGCUUGACCUCGCCGUCAUGGAGCUCGGUCUCGCUAGCCUCCUCUUCCACUUCGACUGGGCGCUCCCCGGUGGCGCUGCGCCGGAGGAGCUGGGCAUGGCCGAAGGGCUCGGGAUCACGGCGAGGAGGAAGAACGACCUGUGGCUGCAAGCCACCGUACGCGUUCCUGUUCAUAAUGUGUAG
Messenger RNA from Miscanthus lutarioriparius, 1344 nucleotides. NCBI's taxonomy places the organism in Eukaryota, Viridiplantae, Streptophyta, Magnoliopsida, Poales, Poaceae. The record is from the annotation of a GenBank genome assembly.